GCCACCAAGCAAUGCACACCCGAUUCUGGAUCCCAUAGAAGAAAAGGAUUUCAUGUCCUUUUGUGUCGGUUUCUUCAUUCACCCAUCUUUCCAACCAUGAACAAGAAACCCUCAAGAAACAUCCUCAUUCCAAAACCAAACCCUUUUAAUUAACGUUAGCCACAACAAAACACCACCUUAACCGCAACAAACACAAUCCAAAACCCCUUGUUCUUCCUUCUUUUUCUCUAUAUCCGAUCCAACUGGACCCGUGUUAUGGGAAACUGCGUGUUCAAAGGCUUUCACCAUAACAUGUCCGAAGACAUGAUGGUGAAGGUGGUAACCUCAAACGGAGGCAUCAUGGAACUCUUCUCUCCCAUUACUGUGGAGUGCAUAACCAACGAGUUUCCCGGCCACGGCAUCUUCCGGAGCCGCCGCGACAUCUUCUCCGAACCGCUACCGAAAUCGGAAGAGCUCCACGGCGGCCAAGUCUACUACCUCCUCCCUCUCAACCCUUCUUCUUCCCGAAAGAGCAUGACACGACAAUUAUCCGAUGUGGCUUUAACUCCUUACCGAAUGUCCACGUGUGACAAAAGCAACAAUAACAACAACAAUGUCUACACGGAACCAGAAGUGGUCCCCAGAUACAAUAGUAGUGGGGUGUGGAAGGUGAAGUUGGUGAUCAGCCCUGAGAAGCUGUCAGAGAUCCUGUCGCAAGAGUCGCGGACCGAGGCGUUGAUAGAGAGCGUGAGGACGGUGGCGAAGUGCGGCAACGGUGUUCCGUCGUCGGUGGCGAACUCCGAUCAGUGGAGUUUGGCUAGCAGUUGGAAAGGCUCUAUGUCGGAGAAGAUGGGUGUAGAACAAUAACAAGCUAAGGUUAAUUAUUUGAUUAUUUUUCCUUUUUGACUUUUUUGGUUAGCGUUUAACAAGUAUGAUUAUUAUCUUUUUGUUUGUUUGUUGGUGGACGUGUUAAAUAUUUCAUUUCAGGUGUUGUACGUGUGUGUAUAUAUAUGCAUGUGAACUGAGAUUUGUUUA
Messenger RNA from Vigna angularis (adzuki bean), 1014 nucleotides. RefSeq lists its product as uncharacterized. The transcript has a single exon. NCBI's taxonomy places the organism in Eukaryota, Viridiplantae, Streptophyta, Magnoliopsida, Fabales, Fabaceae. The coding region runs from base 256 to 846 and encodes 196 amino acids. The record is from RefSeq and is a predicted model, not a curated record.